UUUGGGCGCCAAAAUGCACGGCUUCAGCGUGUUGACAGUGGCUGCACGUGACAGCACCCACUGUUGUUUGCCGCUAAUGCAGGCUCUCAGAGCGGUGGGCCAAGGAAAUCUACGCCUGAUCUGGACCAUCGCCCCGGCCUCCCCUAGCACCCACCUGGGCAACGCUUUCAAUUUACCAGCCAGUGGCCUGCCCGCCGUUCGUUCGUUACCAUACCAUUGAGGGAAGAGAGGAGAACAGCCGCCUGUGCCUUUGAUUUGCCUUUGCCUACGCCAUUUGUUCCCCUCUCCUUCCCAAGACUCUGCUACCUGCUUCACCUCCAGACCGAGCGAGGACUGCCUGUCGCCAGCAGCACCGCAAGAGCCUCUCCACGGUCAUCGGAGGCCUUGUAAGACAUUGAAACGCCCGCGUAUCCCCGUGUCUCGAAACCCUUCUCGCAUGGAACCUUGAUCGGUCGAAUCCGUUGUCUACUCCCCACCAGAGUCCAGAGACAUACUCAGCCCAGGUGCUUGACUGACGCGCAAAUCCGACCGGCCGAACAUCUUCCUUUUCUUCCUCGAAUUCUCUCCCCCAAGCUCUAACCCCUCCUCAAGGCACCGGCCCUCUUGUCUUACGUCCCGACGAUCUGCCUCAGUUGCCAAGCGCCGUUGCGCCCAGGAUUCUCCGCAUCAAAGACUUGGUUGUUUUGAGUUCAAGUGCAUCGAGCAACAGCCGCAUCCUCCGCCCAUGAUAGAUAGACGAUAGCACUACUGCAAGCGGUCGAUCGGUACAAGGAAGCGAAGAAGAGCACACACAGCUCGUGGGUGGGAUCAGGCCCUCCUAGAGGCCCAAUACUAGUCGGGAUGAUGACUUCCAGACUCCGCGAUGUUGGCAGCAGCUUUCCCAACCGUCGAGGCCACGCCAGUCAACUAUCCAUCUCAGACCCGAGCCAUCACGUCACCGAAGCGAUCGGCACCAUGUACGGCGACGACGAAGAUUCUGGCGCCGAGGACAACCGGCCACUUAGCUUUAUCGCGUCCAAGAGUUCCAGCGAGCAGUUGGGCAAGGCCCCCAGGCCGGACGACCCGGCCGACGACAGACUACGACUGGUGCGCACCACCUCGGACCAGACGAGCACCGUGACCGCUCCGAGUAAUGCCAGUCCCAACGGCAACCAGCUUCGAAAAAGCCAGACAGUUCCGUCCCGCAUCCCCACAGAACGAAGCAACUCGCAUGAUGGCGUUCGAUCCCCCCUGUCGCCAUUGUCCCCGACGCCCUCCCUCCGCGAUGUCCAGGCCGACGACUCUGGAUUUCCCCUGACCAACAUCGACAAUGCCAAUGACAUUGCACAAGAGCUCAGCAACCUUCAGGCGCUGCGACGCAUGUCUAUGGAUGUGUCCAACACACACGACCCCGAUCUCCUGCCCUUUUCUGGCGUGUCUUUGAUGGCCAUGCCGUCAAUAGCCCCCACCGGCGAUGACGACGAAGCAGAUCCAAGCCGGUUGCUAUGGGUGCCAGCACGAGUACACCCCGAACUCGACACCGGUGCUUUCAAGACGUUCCUUGAAAAUCGGGUGCAAACGAUGAAGCGGAGGUCGGGAGACUCGUUUCUCUCGGUUGACGGGGCACAAGUCGGUGGUGGUUCGGGAAGCCUGAGACGGAAGAAGUCGAUGCUGUCGAGACAGGUCAACACUCAUACUGAAAACGGAGACAGUUAUACCGACGGUGCCGAACGGCUUCGACGAAAUGGCUCCCUCCCAGACUACUCAACUCCCGAGCUCAGUCUCAACGAACUCGUCAACGACCCAACAAGCGUGGUGCAGAAGCUGGCGCACGAGACCAGAGGGGAGGAUGGUGGGGCAGAUAGUCCGAUCCUGCCUGUGGCUCCAGGCAUGGGGCUUCGGCGGUCAACCAAGACGACUUAUAGAAAGGGCGGCAGUCAGCGGUUUGCAAAGAAGCUUGGGGAGAAACAGGUGGCCAGCAAGAUGUCUUCUGAGGAAUCGCCACCGCUUCCUCCGGUGGACCCAUCCAUUGGCAAGCCCUUGACGCGGGUCAUGUCGGAGCCAAUCGCCGAGAAUUACUCGAGGCCAACGCGGACUGUCAGAAGACAACAGAACUUCUCGCGCGAUGGCUUGGACUCUAUUGCCGGUUCUGCUCAGGAGGGUGAAACGACAGCCGCCUCGCCUCCCUCGUCGCCCCCCCGCAAAGAGUCAUUACCAGUCAGGGCAGCCUCAGCAGCAGCACGGACUGCUACCGCGCCAGCCAUUCCUCAGAUUGUCGAGACGCCGCCGGUCGAAGAAGCCAGCUCAUCACCGGAGAGAUCGACGUCCCAGAAGGAGACGCAAAAAGACCAGGCUCAUCAGCCUCCUGCUGAUGGCCCUCCGGCUCGCUCCAGCAAACGGCCAUCACCCAGCAAACCUGCCCAGUCGGCUGCUGGAUCGGCCGGGAGCUCGAGCGCUAACCCUCUCGAGAAAAUCAGCCACCCAGAGGCGUUACCUGAUAACAGCAACUCUACCACGAGCAGCUUGACAUUUAUCCCCACAUUUGACAACGUCGAGAAGAAGGCGGAUAGGAAGAGCAAAGAUAAGGAUGAAACCGAGAGCAUAGCAUCGACAAAGUCGACCUCGAGUUGGAAGUGGUUCAAGAGCGGGGAUAAGGAGAAGAAGAAGAAGGAGAAGGAGAAGGAAGAGGAGAGGGAGAGGGAGAGGGAGAGGGAGCGGGAGAGGGAAGAACAGGCUAGGAAGGCCAAGAGCAAAGCUAAUGAGAAGGGCCAUGAUAAUGCUCGUCUUGAUGUUUUGCAGAACUCCAUCGACAACCCCAAGGGCCGCGAGAGCCUCCGGUUGGACCGAGAAAGCAUCGAGGGCUUACCGCAGGACGACAAGAAGAAAGAGACGAUGCGCAAGUCUAGCGACAGCAAGCGAGGAGACGGCUUUUUUGGCGGCCUGUUCGGAGGUUCAAAGAAGAAGUCGGAAAAGGAGGCUGCGCACAAGAAGGAGAAGCAGCGGGCACUUAGUCCAGAGCCACCGGCACGUAUCUUGCGUCCCGACAUCGAUUACCACUGGACGCGGUUCCCCAUCAUCGAAGAGCGUGCCAUUUACCGCAUGGCUCAUAUCAAGCUCGCAAACCCUCGACGUCCCCUCCACAGCCAGGUUCUGCUCAGCAACUUUAUGUAUUCGUACCUCGCAAAGGUGCAGGCUAUGCACCCGCAGCUUAACGUGCCGAUUUCGCCGCAGCAAAAGAGGCAGGAAGAGGAGCGGAAGCGUCGCGAAGCGGAGCAACAGGCGUUGGAGCAGCAGAUGGCCGCUCAGCAGGCUGCCCAGGAUGGGAACUUUGACUUUGAGUACCAUCGGUCGGGCAGUCAGUACGGUGAUUCUCCUGUUCAGCAGGGCGAUGACAGCGUCCAAUAUGUGGACGAUUCUCAGAUAUACGAGUACGAGCACGGGGGCCAGCAGCAGCAAUACCAGCAAAACGGCGCCAAUGGCAACGGCCAUGCACAUCAGCACGACCAAAAUUACUACUAUGCGCAGGGUGAUGGCAAUGGGAACGAGAGGAACGACAUGUGGUAGGACCACCAUUACCGGCGCCAAGCUUCGAUGAGACGUCUGAAGAAGAGGAGGAGCAGGAGGAAGCUCCAAGGUGGGGGGGUGGAACAGGGCAACGGCUGGUCUUCCUUGCAGCUGUAUAAACGUCUACGGCCAUGGAAUGUCGCCGUAUCCAGACCGGUACCUUUACAACAGAAGCCACCCCACAAUGAUAUCGGCAAGAAGAAUGGCUACAUUUCUCGACACUGUUGCUAUCGCUGCUGCCCUGCCUUUUAUGAGUAGGCGGUUUUGUCUUUAUACUGGCGCCUUGAGGGUCGAAAGGGUUAGAAUAUGUGUACUAUCACCACUCAAGCUUCAUGCUUUUCCUUCCCAGUGUCUCAAAAAGAAGAAAGGUUUGGGUGGUGGUUCGGGAAAGGGUGGCUUAUUUUCUUUCUGGGGAGAGAAGGGGGGGGUUCUCUUCUCGUAUCAUAUUUGUAUGUUUCGAACAAUGGUAGUGUCCUUUAUUUUGUUUUUCCUUCUGUGUUUGGUAGUUUGAAUGCUCUAGCAUAGCAUAGCCUGGGUUUUGGGAUUU
Molecule: messenger RNA, 4090 nt
Organism: Podospora pseudocomata
Lineage: Eukaryota; Fungi; Ascomycota; Sordariomycetes; Sordariales; Podosporaceae
Exons: 3
Coding region: 841-3543 (900 amino acids)
Biological process (GO): establishment of cell polarity; positive regulation of G2/M transition of mitotic cell cycle
Cellular component (GO): cytoplasm; cell septum
Source: RefSeq, a predicted model, not a curated record